Molecule: messenger RNA, 1071 nt
Organism: Dujonia railenensis
Lineage: Eukaryota; Fungi; Ascomycota; Pichiomycetes; Serinales; Debaryomycetaceae
Source: the annotation of a GenBank genome assembly
AUGGAUAAGGAAAACAUCCCUACCACCCCAAAGCGUGAAGAGUCUGCGCAUUCUUCUCCCCUGAGACCUUUGAAACCUGUCUCUCCCAACAAAGUCCAAAAUGCUUACGUGGGAAAAUUAAGCUUCUUACAGAAUGAUAACAUUGAUGCACAUUUUUCACAUAUACACAGCACACAGGAGGAGCUCCAAGUGACGCUACAGAAAUUAGAAGUCCAGACGGCACAAACGGCUUUGGAUUUGGGUCAAUUAGUGGACAGACUGAAGAAUAACAAUCUGUACUUGAACAAGUUGCUUGAGGGAAUCUCAGCCAAAGAUGAUGAGAACAGCGAUGCUAUUCGUAGAAGUGAUUUGGAAGAGAUAUUGAAUAAGAUAGAGGAAAUUCAAGGUAGCCGGGGUACCCAUGACGACAAUAGCGAAAAAUUUGAAGGACUAGUGGAAGAAAUCCUUAAAGCCUUUCAACAGAGAAACGGAGACUUGAUCGAGAGUGUUGAAGACAGUAAAGUGAAAAUUACUUCCCAGUUCAGCCAGAUGCACAAAGAUAUAGAGAGCACAAUCACGACGUCUUUCCGGAAAGAACAAGAACGCAUGGUAUCGGAGCAGCAAAAGCUCAGCGACUUGACGACCUCGCUCACUAGGCAGUUGGCAGAACAGCAGACAGUAAUUCAAGGUUUAAUUUCCAAGAACCAGGAUGUGGACCAGCUUGAAGGUAAAAUAUCCACAUUACAGGGAAAAUAUGAGCAGUUGUGCGCUGCCUACCUGAGCAAAUUCAACGACUUAAAGUCUUUGAAAGAGGAGUACACGGAACUACAGAGGAUGACCGAAGCCUUCCAGGAUGACAGCCAACUGACACAACAACUGCAAGUGCAUUUGCCUAAAAGAAUAUCUAAGGCAAACAAAUUCAACCAGCUAAAUCAGCUCCACUCUACGAACUUGAGCCACAUACAAGAAUACGGAAAUGGACUUCCCAUGCAAUAUGCUGAUAAGAGAGCCAGCCAAAAGAGAAUCGCCAGUACUCCCAACAAGCUUUUUGUUGACGAAUCCGGGAGCACAAGUGCCACUAUGUCCGAUUAG